UCCUCAUCAUUUGUUGGAAAUCCUCAAAUUGAAGAAGAGAAUGAGGAUGAUAAAGACAAUUCUAGCAGUAUAGCUAGUUUCAGGGGUGGGAUUUAAACAGAAGCUGACAUGUCGUAUUCAAGUGAUGAUGAAUGAGAACUCAAAGAUAAAGAAACAGUAUCAGUCUCGGAAAGUAUAGCUGAAAAUGUUGCUGUUUGUGAUCCCGUGGAUGAUUGCAAUGGAGAUGAUAGUCUUCAUACUCUUGAGGAAGAAAAGGAGUUGGAAGAAGAACCUGAAUCAGUUAAGUCCGAAACAGAAGAUUUGAUUCCUGUUACCGUCCCUGAUGAUGUCAAUAUUCAUGAAAGUUCCACAGGACGAUUGGGGAUGUUUUAUCACUCGAAUCGAAUCAUGUUUAUUCCAACAGAAGAAAAGGAGUUGGAAGAAGAACCUGAAUCAGUUAAGUCAGAAACAGAAGAUUUGAUUCCUGUUACCGUCCCUGAUGAUGUCAAUAUUCAUGAAAGUAAGGUUCUUUCUACUUGUGACGACAUAGAAUUAGAUAACAACAAAGAUAAUGAUCUCUCUACUAUGGAGGAACAUGCUGAAAAUGGGUUGGUGAUCAACGAGUCUGCUAUUGCUCAAAGUUCUCUUGAAUCUGCUGAAAAGAUGUUGAGUGAGCGAUCAAUUGUAUCUCCAGAAUUAGACUCCAUGCCAUCUGACUCUUAUAAUAACUCAGAAAUACAAUUUCUUGAAAGAGUAGAUAACACUGGGAUUGCAUAUCAUGUCGUUAAUCCAUGUGAAGAUAUGGAAUCGUCUGAAUCUGUGGAACAGAAGGAAUCAAGUGAGGAGUCAGUGGUCCCCAACCAUGAUAACUCUUCGGAAUUUCGGAUCUGAUGACCCCAACCAUGAAGAUUAGAAGGAAGCAAGUUUUGGAACUAUAUAACGACCCUAUGGAUGAUUUUUACAAGUUUAGUAUGUUUAGUAUGAGCAUUGCUAUUUUUUCCUACGUAUCAGCCUGAAUAUCGACCUAGGUGACUUAUUCUAUGCAUUUAAAAUAUCGGCCCGCUUACCUAUACUCACUAAAUGAAUGCCACUUACACGUAGGAGAAUUUGUAUCUUGUUCAUCACAUCAUUUGUUAGGGCAUUUCAUAUAUCUGUAUAAGAAA
This is a messenger RNA of Erigeron canadensis, 1142 nucleotides long. RefSeq lists its product as uncharacterized. The transcript is spliced from 2 exons. NCBI's taxonomy places the organism in Eukaryota, Viridiplantae, Streptophyta, Magnoliopsida, Asterales, Asteraceae. Bases 364 to 870 code for a protein of 168 amino acids. The record is from RefSeq and is a predicted model, not a curated record.